CAGGGAGUGCCGGGCCGGCUCUGCCGGUGACGUAGGUGUCAUGUUCCCAUGAUGCACUGGGAGGGCGGCCAUUCAAACUCGGGAGAACUCGAAGGAGAGAAAAUGGCUGCUCCGAGGGGGCAGCAGCCAGAAGUCGACCAGUCUCGCGUAGCCGAGUCCGGCCCGGAAUCCCGGCCGGAACUGUGUGGCGGUGCCCCGGCCGUUGCUGUGACUGUGGCGCUGGCGGCUCCGCCGGUGGCUCCCGGCGCUGGUGGCGCCUACUCCGUGUCGGUGGCUUUCCCCGGCUCUGUGACCCGGGAGGGCUGUUUCCGUUUCACCUGCGAGCUCCUGAAGCACGUCUUGUACCAGAGGCAGCAGCUCCCCCUGCCUUACGAACAGCUCGCCUGCUUCUGCCGGAGUCAGCUCCCAAGACCCCCACGACAGGAUGAAGAUGUGGUCAGAAAAGUCUACCCAAGAGAUCCAGACAACAACUAUAAGAAGUGCCAGCAAGUGUUAAGUGAUCUUGAGGGAGUGUUCCAGCACUUAGAAAUUAUGUUCAGUUUGACAUUGAUCCCACGAGUUCUCAUUAUGCUUGGGGGUACUGCUGUCAGUCCCAAAGAACUCUAUGAGAUCAACCUGCAGGGUAUCUCCGUGAGCGGCGCUGAGGAGAGCCUGCAGACGUCAGCCUGUGUCCGCAAGCUUUUCCAUUCGCUCUUCCUAGCAGAUGUGUUCAGUGAGCUUCAGGCUGUCCCAACCAUGGGCAUGAUUGUUAUGGCCCAAGGACACCGCAACUGUGGUAUUGACUGGUUCAGACCUAAACUAAACUACAAAGUGCCAGCUCGAGGGAGAAAACUGACUGUCAACUUAUCGUGUAAUGAUGGCAACCGUGCAGCCCUUUCUGCCUACCAGGAGGUGAACUCUGCUUGGGAUGACUACAUAUGGUUUCAAGCUCCAGUGACGGUCAAGGGCUUCCGUUUCUUUUCUUGAUGAAAUUGUUAAGGGGGCAUCAGUAAUCAACCCUGUGUUGAUAUUGCUAUGUCAGAAGUACUUAAUCAGCUGUAACCACUCUCAUUUGAAUCUUUUCUCCAGAGCCCUUUUAACAACUUUGUUGAACUUUCCUAUGCUAGUUAGUUCCCUAGCAUAAAAGCAAAACACCUGUGAUUCCAGGAAGUGCCUUUAGAGAACCGAUUCAAAGCAUAAUAAAAUUGCCAUUAUCCACUCUUAUUUCCUCUGUUUCAGACUUGACUAUCAAAUGAUACUUGAAAUAACUAUGCCAGUAGAGGAGCUUCCUACAGAAUUUUAAUGAACUUUAUUACAUUUCCAGUGGCUAUGUUAGCUGGCAGAUAAUUGUGCAAUGUUAAUGAACUGGGGUUAACUAAUUAAUUGUUCGAACUGUGAUAUUAUUUGUCCUAUAACUUGCUUAUUUUGUAUAAUGAUAUACUUAAUAAUUUGUUGUAAGGGACAUAAAGCAGACCCAUACCAUUUUCCUCCUCAUGUCUGGAGGGAUAACUGCUUUUGAAGAUGGUUGUAUCCACAUCAAUAUUAUUAUUGUGGUUAUGGACAACAAUUCCUCUAAGUAGUUUCAUAAGUAACAAGUUGGAGAAAGUAGAGAUGAAUGUCUCUGAAUGAUCAACUAUGAGUAAAAUUAUUGAAAUGUUCAGUUUGCUUUCGUAAUAUUCAUCCUGCUGAGGAAUUCUGGCCAAGCUUCUUUCUUACAUGUUGGCCUUUAUGAGUCGAAAUCAGAGUUGAACAUCCUAAAGGUGCUCCUUAUGGAAGCUGAUACUAAGUUCAGGGUGUUUGCCAUAGUUUCAGCGUACGUUUGUAUGACUACAGAUGUUAUUUACCUCAUAGUCAAUUGCUUGGACCAAAACGAAGCCAUAGGUAAUAAUAGAAUUAAAGCCAUGAGGAAGGCUGAUUGGAAAAGAAAAACCAAAGGCUAAAAUACAUCAUGACAUUGAUCCACUUUAGUGUUGUGAAGACAUUGGUGUUGGACAAGCAUUAAGAGAUGGUGUUUAGUUCCAGAACAAUGGAUAACACUUUCUUAAUUUGAACUAGUCCACUGUUGGGCUGUGUUGCCUUAAGGUCUGAUGAUAAUGACCGUAAUAUAGUUUGGGAAAAGCUGACUUCCCUGAGGGGAGGUAGCCAAACUACUUCUUGUAGAAAUUGUUCUAUUGCAGUGGAAGGAUUCAUUAUAAGAAGAUAAAGGUAUGUAGUCUUUCUUGCCCUGCUCCUUGUAGCAUUUUGUGCUGUACUGCAUUUUAAUUUUGUGGUUGAACAAACAAGCCUGUCCAAAGUAAAUAAAAGCGCAGAAGAUAUUGAAUCAGCUACCUGAAUGCAAAUUAUAUUCUAAAAUAUUGUGCUGUUAAAAGGAUUGCAAUAAAUCUUUUCUCAGAGGGAAUGUGACAUAAUUUCUACCAGAGUGCUUGUACAGCGGAGCCCAACCCAUGAAAGAGGUGCUAAUUCAAAUACAUUUUAGAGUUCUAUGUACGAACCCUAUUGUAGCCCACUAGCUUUCUCUACAACCCAUAUUAUUGUGUAAAAUGUUGCUAUUUAAUGUGUGUAUUUGAAGGUGCUGCUUCAAUCAAACGAAAAAACAUCUGUAAAAUGAAGUAAAUUGAAAUAAGAACUACUUGUCUUUUUAAAAUGUGA
This is a messenger RNA of Hemicordylus capensis (graceful crag lizard), 2628 nucleotides long. RefSeq names its product MAD2L1 binding protein (gene MAD2L1BP). Gene Ontology annotation, biological process: regulation of exit from mitosis. Gene Ontology annotation, cellular component: nucleus. Lineage: Eukaryota; Metazoa; Chordata; Lepidosauria; Squamata; Cordylidae. Bases 49 to 966 code for a protein of 305 amino acids. The transcript is spliced from 3 exons. The record is from RefSeq and is a predicted model, not a curated record.